AUCAAAUUGACAUUUAUCUCGUGACAGAUUGAGUAAUUUUUGCAUGCUGGGGUUUUGCAAUGAAACGUUUUUUGUUGAAUUCUGACGAAAAAGAAAAUGUUUGAGCAUUCUGUUAAAGUACCACGACAUUAUAAAGUUGCAGCGAAUAUUUUCAAGAAAGUUUCAACUGAAGGCGGCAGUGUCAAAACUUUAUUGUACGAUAAUAAACUCAAACACUUCAGGACAAAUGUGCUUUAUGCACUUAUAACAGAAACUAUCAAACAUGCAGCUGAUAUAGACAAAAUAUUUGAAAAUUGUAGCAUACUUGAGAAAGAGACUCGUUUAGACCCAUGGCUGGCGAAGGUCCUCACUGCUGAAUUGCUCUUUGGCAAAAAGUCUCUCCCAGGCAAAAGCAAACCUGAACAAACAAUACUUUCCUACAAAGACCAAUUUCAGACAUAUACCACUGACCAUCAAGAUGAUUUGAAGACUGAAGCAAUUCGCCGACCGCGGUACGUGCGUAUCAACACGAAUCUCCUGACAACAUCAGACGCCAUUAGAGCCUUCCAAGACGAAGGUUACCGCUUCAUCCGCUGCACUUCGGGCUCCUACGACGACUACCUGCAGCAGAUCCAGGGUCUGACCGAGGAGGACUUCACACAGGAUUUCCAUGUGAAGACUGUUUUUGUGUUCGCGCCGGGAACUAAGCUACAUGAGCAUGAGCUGUACUUGGAGAAUAAGAUCAUUUUGCAGGAUAAGGCUACAGCCAUGGCGGUACAUCUACUGGCUGCUCCAUCCGGCAGCGUGGUGUUUGACAUGUGCGCUGCUCCUGGCAUGAAGACGACGCAACUGGCAGCCUACAUGAGGAACGAGGGUAAAAUCUACGCGUCAGAAAGGAACGAGAAACGUUACCAAACGUUAUGUGACUUCGUGGAAAGGACCGGGUCGACCUGCGUGGAGACCAUGCAUAAGGACUCAUUGGAAAUUAAGAGAGGAGACAUGGAUGAUGUGGAGUACAUUCUCUUGGAUCCCAGCUGCUCGGGAUCAGGUAUGGAACUUUGUGUCCAUAACUACAUAGAAGCGACAAGGUUGGCCAAGCUGACUUCUCUGCAGGAGAAGUUUCUAAAACACGCAAUGAACUCUUUUCCGAAAGCGAAAAGAAUUGUCUAUAGCACUUGCUCGCUCUUUCCUGAGGAAAAUGAAAGAGUCAUCACUAAUGUGGUAAAAACUUCAAGGGCUAAAUGGAGAGUGCAAGACGUUAAUGAACUUUUGAAAGGAAAGUGGAAUAAUUUUGGUUCAGCCAUGUAUGGAAGCAUGGGUACAAGGUGCCUCUACGCGAGACCUGAGUCUGAUCUAACUACAGGCUUCUUUUUAGCAGUGUUGGAUAGAGACGAGAAAGAUUUGGAGAAAUCUUUGAGGAAUGCCAAUAAAGAUGGAGUUGAAGAUGUACCAAAAGGUAUAAAUGAAGAAGAUUCUGUCAUUUCAGAAGAUAAAUUUAAAAAGAGAAGAAACAAUGAAAAGCAGUCUUCAAAGUUCGAUAAUACUAAAGAUAUUGACGGAGAAUGUAAUGUAAUCAAUAAUAUUUAUGAUGUUGAAGAUGGUAGUAAUUUACCUUAUGUUGAUGAUGCAGCGAAAAAGAGGAAGAAAAACAAACAGGAACAAAAUGAACUUAAUGAAAAUAAUUCAGAAGAAAUAUUCGUUAAAAAUAAAAAGAAGAAAAACAAAGAUAAAGACAAAUCUGAUAAAAUUAAAGGUACAUCUAGUGAACUCGCUACUGGAGAUGAGGAAACACAGAGGAAGAAAAAGAAACGGAAGAAAUAUAUCGAAGAUAAAGUAGAAAUAGAUGAACAGUCAGACUUGACGGAGCUUGUUAAGAAGAAAAAGAAAAAACAUGAUAAUGAAAAUGUAGUUUCCAACGAUGAUUUUGAAAUUAAAAAUGUUUCAGCAAAAAAGAAAAAGAAGAAAAAAAAUAAAGAACUGGAAUGUGAAUAGUGACAAAUAAGAAAUUUCAUUUUUAUACGUCUUGUGUUUAUAUUGUAAUAAAUGAAAUCGAUGAAAGACUA
This is a messenger RNA of Plodia interpunctella (Indianmeal moth), 2042 nucleotides long. It is a transcript of the gene Nsun5, whose product is annotated as Nop2/Sun-like domain containing protein 5. Lineage: Eukaryota; Metazoa; Arthropoda; Insecta; Lepidoptera; Pyralidae. Gene Ontology annotation, cellular component: nucleolus. Gene Ontology annotation, biological process: rRNA base methylation. The record is from RefSeq and is a predicted model, not a curated record. Gene Ontology annotation, molecular function: RNA methyltransferase activity. The coding region runs from base 97 to 1971 and encodes 624 amino acids. The transcript has 6 exons.